UUCAAAGGAAGAAGAAGAUACUCUCUUAGAAAGUUUUAAUCAUGGGCCUGGCAGUAUGCUCUUCUCAAGUCUCCCAACAACUCUAGAAGAGAGGGACUGUAGGCAUCUUUGAAGCACUGCCAACAUGUCUGAUGUUCAAGAAGCCACUAAGCAGCUCUUGGAUGUGAACCUUCAUGAGAACUGGAGGGCUAUACAAGUGACAGAAAGUGGUCCCAGAAGUGAGUCUGAGCACCUCCAAGUCACUAUUGGAGCCACUGUACCUACUGGUUUUGAGCAAACAGCUGCAGAUGAAGUGAGAGAGAAAUUGGGGUCAUCAUGCAAAAUCAGCAAAGACCGGGGCAAGAUAUAUUUUGACAUUUCAGUGGAAAGUCUGGCUCAGGUUCAUUGUCUGAGAUCAGUUGAUAACUUAUUUGUGGUUGUUAAGGAGUUUAAAGAUUACCAGUUCAAAGAAACAAAGGAAGAAGUUCUCAAGGAUUUUGAAGAACUGGCUGGGAAGCUUCCAUGGUCAGACCCUUUAAAAGUAUGGAAAAUUAACACCAGUUUCAAGAAAAAAAAAACAAAGCGCAAAAAGAUAAAUCAGAAUUCAGGUAGAGAAAAGAUUGAUAAUGGACAAGGAGACAAAACAGAUGAGAAAGAGGAUAAAAAAGGAUUCACUAAUAAUACCUUAGAUUCCCAUAUCUUAGACUAUUAUGAAAAUCCAGCCAUCAAAGAAGAGAUAUCAACAUUAGUAGGUGAUGAUUUGGCAUCUUCCAAAGACGAGAAGGAUGAAAAAGAAGAAACUCAUCCUAAAGUGCUGAAGUUUAGAGUCACAUGCAACCGGGCUGGAGAGAAACAUUGCUUUUCCUCAAAUGAGGCUGCAAGAGAUUUUGGGGGUGCUGUUCAAGAUUACUUUAAGUGGAAGGCUGACAUGACCAACUUUGAUGUGGAGGUUCUUUUGAACAUCCAUGAUAAUGAAAUUGUUGUGGGCAUUGCAUUGACAGAAGAGAGUCUCCACCGAAGAAAUAUCACACAUUUUGGACCUACAACUCUUAGAUCUACUCUUGCCUAUGGGAUGCUUAGUCUUUGCUUCCUCUUUCACUCUACUCAUCCAUGGAGUUACAGUUCAGCACAAUUGGAACCUAUCCAUACAAUGACAGCAUUAUGGCUCUGUGCUCCUCAACCUACUGAUAUAAUAGUUGAUCCGAUGUGUGGAACGGGAGCAAUACCAAUAGAGGGGGCUACUGAAUGGUCUAACUGUUAUCAUAUUGCUGGUGAUAAUAAUCCGUUGGCUGUGAAUAGAGCAGCAAAUAACAUCUCAUCUUUAUUGACCAAGAGCCAAAUUAAAGAAGGCAAAGUGUCCUGGAGCUUGCCCAUAGACGCUGUUCAGUGGGAUAUCUGCAAUCUGCCAUUGAGAACUGGCUCUGUGGACAUUAUCGUGACAGACAUGCCAUUUGGAAAAAGGAUGGGCUCCAAGAAGAGGAACUGGAACCUUUAUCCAGCUUGCCUACGGGAGAUAAGCCGUGUCUGUAAACCAGGGACAGGCCGAGCUGCACUACUUACUCAGGACAAGAAAUGCUUUACCAAGGCAUUAUCUGGAAUGGGACAUGUUUGGCGGAAGGUACAUACUGUCUGGGUGAACAUAGGGGGUCUUCAUGCAGCAGUUUAUCUUCUGAAACGUACACCUCAAGCUUUUGUUCAUCCUUCAGAACAAGAUGGGGAAAGAACUCCUUGGUGAUGCAAAGAAUGAAAAUGGUUAAUGGUAUUUGUGCCUCCCAACACUGGGAAUGUCAGCAUGAAGAACUUGGUUUGAAAGAAAAAUAGUGUUAAUAAAAUUGCAGUUUGCAGUUUAAA
This is a messenger RNA of Lutra lutra (Eurasian river otter), 1830 nucleotides long. It is a transcript of the gene THUMPD3, whose product is annotated as THUMP domain containing 3. The transcript is spliced from 12 exons. The record is from RefSeq and is a predicted model, not a curated record. Bases 125 to 1714 code for a protein of 529 amino acids. Gene Ontology annotation, molecular function: RNA binding; tRNA (guanine) methyltransferase activity. NCBI's taxonomy places the organism in Eukaryota, Metazoa, Chordata, Mammalia, Carnivora, Mustelidae. Gene Ontology annotation, biological process: tRNA methylation.